CACGAGCACGCAGUCGCAAGCACCCCCCCCCCCCCUCCUCUCUUGCUGCGCGCCACGAUGCCACUGCCGUCCAUGAGGCUUGUGCGCCUCGUGGUGGCCUUGUUAUGGUGCGCCCUCCUCUGCGCCGACGCGUCGGUGCACGACUACACCGGCGAGUGGUUCGCCGGCGUCGGGAACGCCUUCGUCCUCCACGGCGGCAGUGAGGGCGUCUACGCCUCCGCUGCGGCGGGCGCAUUCAUCCGCUUCGAGAAGGUCGCCUUCAGGAGGACGCAGGAGUCUGCGGCUGAGGCAGAGCAGGACGGCAACCGCACGGCCACGGUCACGGCGGUCAUCUUCGAGGCAGGCGACCGCGACGCCGUCGGUGGCACGGACGUCUCCAGCGGGCGCGCGCUCUGCUGCAGGCCGGACAUGGCGAAGAUGGGGACAUGCACAGAGGGGGCGCUCGUGUACCGCGCGCCGAAUGGCACCGGCGGCUGGCCCAAGGUUCUCGCGGCCUCGUUCCUCCCGGGAGUCCUCGAGGCGGCGUUCCCGGACGAGACCGUCACCGUAGCGCGCACCGGCAUGUACACCCUCCUCUUCGUCCACUGCGACGCAUCGCUCGCCGGCGGGGCCGGGCAGGUGUCCGCUGAGGGCAAGACCAUAUGGAAGAACAACCGCGGCUACCUCCCCGGCCGGAUGGCCCCCCUCGUGCCUUUCUACGGACUCAUGUCGCUGGCGUUCGCCGCCCUCGCGGCGUACUGGUUCGCGCAGUACGCGCGGUUCUGGCGGGAGGUGGUGCCGCUCCAGAGCUACGCCACGCUCGUGAUCGCCCUAGGGAUGGUGGAGUCCGCCACGUGGUACUUCGACCUCGCCGAGUUCAACGAGUCCGGCGUCCGGCCGCGCGGCGCGACGUUCUGGGCGGCCACGGCCGGCGCGGCGCGCGGCGCGGUGUCGCGCGUGCUGGUGCUGCUCGUCGCCAUGGGCCACGGCGUGGUGAGGCCCACGCUCUCGGGGCUCAGCUCCAGGGUGGCCGGCCUCGGCGCGGCGUUUUUCGCCGCGGCGGAGGCCCUUGAGGUCGGUGAGAACGUCGGGACCGUCAGCGACCACUCGCCGUCGUCGGCAAAGAGGAUGUUCUUGGUGCUCCCCGUCGCGGCCCUGAACACGGUGUUCGUCUACUGGAUAUUCAGCUCGAUGUCGAAAACUCUGAACAAGCUUAAGGCGAAACGAAUGACGGUGAAGCUGGAGAUGUACCGGAAAUUCACCAACGCCUUGAUCAUUGCAGUGGCCGUGUCGCUCGGAUGGAUCACAUUUGAGAUCCACUUCAAGUCGACGGACGGGUACAGCGAGCGGUGGCGCGCCGCGUGGGUCAUCCCGGCGGUGUGGCAGCUCAUCUCCUUCUCGCUCCUCUGCGCCAUCUGCCAUCUAUGGGCGCCCUCACACAGCUCAACGAGGUACGCCUACUCGGACGAGGAGGAGGGCGAGGACGUGGACCGUGACCUGGAGGACACGCGGCCGCUGAUCCGGCCGGGACCGCUGUCCUACGUGGACACCUGGGCGAUCUCCGUGUCGCACGACGCUACUACGGUCAUACUGAGGACUGACUCCGGCGUGUACGCGAAAGCCGGCGACGGCGACAAGCGGGUCUAGCUCCAAGAGCUGGGGAUACGGAUCGCCGGUUUCGUAGUGUAGCACGUAGCGUUCAAAACUGUACCGCAGAGGAGUUUGUUGUGAAUAUGAUGCUCAAUUAUCAUGUAAUUAGAGUAAUAACUGCAUUAGGCAGUUAACUUUUGGAAAGAUAUCGUUGGGGCAACCGCCUUUACUAACAGGUGCAUUCCCGUCUGCUUAAUUCUAUAAAUAUGUAAAUAUUAUUCAUCAAUAAAUAUAACUACUUUAUGCCCAUAA
Molecule: messenger RNA, 1881 nt
Organism: Phragmites australis (common reed)
Lineage: Eukaryota; Viridiplantae; Streptophyta; Magnoliopsida; Poales; Poaceae
Exons: 5
Coding region: 58-1626 (522 amino acids)
Biological process (GO): transport
Cellular component (GO): Golgi apparatus; membrane
Source: RefSeq, a predicted model, not a curated record